Messenger RNA from Dama dama (fallow deer), 1985 nucleotides. It is a transcript of the gene TACSTD2, whose product is annotated as tumor associated calcium signal transducer 2. Gene Ontology annotation, biological process: positive regulation of stem cell differentiation. The record is from RefSeq and is a predicted model, not a curated record. Gene Ontology annotation, cellular component: nucleus; membrane. The coding region runs from base 288 to 1247 and encodes 319 amino acids. Lineage: Eukaryota; Metazoa; Chordata; Mammalia; Artiodactyla; Cervidae. The transcript has a single exon.
GGACAGCCUCCGCCUCCCUGAUCCUAUCGCGGGCGGCGCAGGGCCGGCUGAGCCUUCAGUGGGACGGGGACGAGAACCCGGGAAGGGGCGGGCGGGGAAUCUGUCACCCAAAUACCAGCGGGUGAGUCGGCGGCCAAACUAGCCCGGCAGGUCCGGCGGAGUAUAAGAGCUGGAGGGAGCGGCGGGCGGCAGACGCCUGGAGUGCCGUCCCACACGCCGCAGCCGGAGCCCAGCGGAGUCUCCAGCCCUCGUCAGCCCGCACCCGGUCCGCGCUCCUCCGCCCCACCAUGGCCCGGGGCCCGGGCCUCGCGCUGCCGUCGCCGUGGCUCCUGGUGCUGGCGGCGGUGAUCGGCCACGCGGCCGCGCAGAACCAGUGCGUGUGCCCCACCAACAAGAUGACCGUGUGCGACCAGCGCGACCUGAGCGGCCGCUGCCAGUGCCGCGUGCUCGGCUCGAACCAGGCGGUCAACUGCUCCACGCUCACGUCCAAGUGCCUGCUGCUCAAGGCGCGCGUGCGCGCCUCCCACAGCGGCCGCGCGCUGGUGCGGCCGAGCGAGCACGCGAUCGUGGACAACGACGGCCUGUACGACCCGGACUGCGACCAGCAGGGGCGCUUCAAGGCGCGCCAGUGCAACCAGACGUCGGUGUGCUGGUGCGUGAACUCGGUGGGCGUGCGCCGCACCGACAAGGGCGACCUGAGCCUGCAGUGCGACGAGCUAGUGCGCACCUACCACAUCCUCAUUGACCUGCGCCACCGCCCGGACGCCCCCGCCUUCAACCGCUCGGACCUGGACGCCGAGCUGCGGCAGCUCUUCCAGCAGCGCUACCUGCUGCAGCCCAAGUUCGUGAGGGCCGUGCACUAUGAGCACCCCACCAUCCAGAUCGAGCUGCGCCAGAACUCGUCGCAGAAGGUCGCCGGCGAGGUGGACAUCGGCGACGCCGCGUACUACUUCGAGAGGGACGUCAAGGGCGAGUCGCUGUUCCUAGGCCCCCGCGACCUCAACUUGCGCGUGGGCGGACACCCCCUGGUCCUGGAGCAGAUGCUCAUCUACUACCUGGACGAGAAGCCCCCCCAGUUCUCCAUGAAGCGCCUCACCGGCGGCCUCAUCGCCGUCAUCGUGGUGGUCGUGCUGGCGGUGGUCGCCGGCGUGGCCGUCCUGGUGAUCACCAAUAGGAGGAAGUCGGGGAAGUACAAGAAGGUGGAGAUCAAGGAACUGGGGGAGAUGAGACAGAAACCGAGCUUGUAGGUACCAGCGGGGCUGGGCUGGGGUGGGGUGGGGUAUCGGAUUUCAGCAAGGUUCCAGACCCGAGUCAGUCACCCUUCUUGAUUCUUGGCCCCCCGACGAGACCUUUCUCCUCUCACAUUCCUGCCUCCCCCCCCCCCCCCCACCGCCCCCGCCACCAUAUUUAAUAGAUCCUGUUCUCAGGGUCACCUCGCUUUCUGACUUCUGUCCUGAAGAAAGCAUUUCUAAAAUUCCUUCCCUUUCAGUCCAACCAGAAACCUGACUCCAAGAGUUAAGGGAAGUUUGGCAUAGGGUUAUGUAUAAGAAUCAAGUGUCUGUAUGACAACCCAGCCUGGUUUACAAAUGCGGAAAUCCAUGCUGAAGACUUAAACGCUUUUAGCUGGGAAUCAGCUGCUGUCUUGGGUUUAAGUUAUUUCAUUAGCUCCACUUGUAUCGUGGCCUUCCUGAUGAGGAGUUCGCUAAUUGGGCCCAUGUUGUAUCUUCAUUUCCUAUCGUUUGUAUUACCGACCACACAUGCUUGUCACCGGGAAAGAAGCCUGUCUGAGCUGCCUGCACACAUUUUAGAUGUCUUUAUUUGAGGGCAGACUUUGGCCCAGAAACUCAGCAUCUGUCCUUCAACUUGCCCUUAUUACAGCUGAUAAUAGUAAUGUUUCUUUUGUAAAAUGUUUGUACAUAGGUUGUCUUUGAUAAUGCUGUUGUGAUUUUUUUUUUUUAAAAAACAUGAAUUUAAUAAAAUAUGGA